Molecule: messenger RNA, 1182 nt
Organism: Morus notabilis
Lineage: Eukaryota; Viridiplantae; Streptophyta; Magnoliopsida; Rosales; Moraceae
Exons: 2
Coding region: 1-1182 (393 amino acids)
Source: RefSeq, a predicted model, not a curated record
AUGCCCCAAAAAACAGAGCACCCUGCCCAUCCAACUCACCAUUUGACCCUCCAAAUCUCACCUUCCUCUUCUAUCGAAACCUUGAAAUGCGAGGCUUGUGGAGAUCAUGUCAAUGGCUUCUACUACAGUUGUUCCGAAUGCAGCCUUUGUUAUCAUGUGUUGUGCUCGGCACUGCCCCUUUCGGUUUCGGUUUCAUCUCACACACACCAACUCAAACUCACGUUUUCGCCUCCUUACAACUUCAGCUGUGACAUAUGCAGCAAACCGAGCUACAAUGGGUGGCUUUAUAGGUGUCAGAUUUGUGAAUUCGAUACCCAUCUCCUGUGUGCUAUCUCUAACCGAAGAACGCAAUCUUUUCCCAACACUUUGAAUGGGGAGAGUACAUAUUCUUCUUCGAAAAAUUCUCGAGGCAUUCGCAGAUCAUCGGAUCACAGUAGUGAAGGUGAUGGAGUAAUGCAGUUGGUAACUCAGGCACUUCUCUGCCACAAUGAGGAGAGUGUCAAUGACCAAGAACUUAUUGAGAGAAAUGCAGUUUUUAGGCUACAUAGUCCUAAACAAAAUCUAAAUGUAAAAAGUACCCACUGCAGUGUUGGUCCACUUGAUCAAACUGAAGCAGAGACUGGUAACACUUCUCCAAAUCCAGGGAAGCCAUUUCUACACCAAAGUCCACUACCUGCUGCAGUCUCUGAAGAUAUGAGCACGAUCCCGAGUUUCCAAUUCAGUGAUGCGUACUUCUCGAUAGAUUUGGCGAAGUCUUAUUCAAGUUAUGACCCCAAGAACAAGGCAAGGACUGAAGCCAAUGAUGAUCAAGGUGCAAAAGGAAGUGGUCCUGAAGUUGAAGGGACAAUUAAUAGCUAUAAAAAUACUGAUCAGAUAUCCAAUUUGAAAUUUAGUGAUUUUAGACAAGAUCAGAAACAACUAAGUUAUUGUAAUAAAGGGACGGGCCUUAUUUAUUCCCUUAGUAUGGGGAGAGAUGAGAAGCUGAUGAAAGAAGCAUUCCUUGUCAGAAGUGACACUCUUACAAGGGAGGAAUUAGCCAAAUUCAAGGGCAAGAAGAGCAAAUCAGCCAAUGAAACCAAAGGCAAAUCAGCUAUUGCUAAUCAGAUCAGUAGAUCAGAUACAGAUAGGUCCAGUGGUUCAAGUUGGCAGAAGAUCCUAUUUCGCUUCUGUUUCGCUACGUAA